CCCAUAUCAGAAGAACACAAACAAAAACAACAAGAAGAAAAAAUUAAAUUAAAUACUAACAGGAAAUUUUCAUCAUGUUCUUCUCAAAUCCAAGAAGCAACCAAACCAAUCUCUUAGCAAACCCCAAAUCCAAAUCCAAAUCCAGCAACCAAACCCAAUCUCCAUCAAAUCCAGAAAAACAAAAAAUAAAUCCAAUAAACAAACCGGCCCAAUUUCAAAAAACAAUAUACAAAUCUAUAUGAAACGCAUUUGAGAACAGAAAGAAAAAAAAAAACAAAACAAAACAAAAUUAGAACCUAGAAUACAGACACUAACCCCACAAACCCAGACACAGCACAGGCCGCCACAAACAACACAAAGCUCAGAGGAACCUUAGCCCGGGUCCGAAAAUCCGGCGAUACAGAAGCCAAAGAGUUCGAAACGAGAAAGAAUCGGACGAGGUCGAGAAAGAGCUCAAAAGGGUAAGCAGGGGAAUGGGGAUAGGGCGAGGAGACGAGUGAGAGAGAAGCAGAGAAGAGGAGCUGUGAGAGGUGGAAUGUGAAGAAAGUGAGGAGUGAAAUGAGUGAUGGAGCAAAAGAGAGUAACGGGUUUUUACUAGUGGAAGUGGUGGUGGGUCCGAUCUGCCACCACAAGGUCCGAUCUAGCACCUCUCUCCGCAAGGUCUCCACCUUCGACACCGUCGAAGAUUUUUGGUGCCGUGUUUGUCAGAGAGUGAGAGUGAGUCUGUUCAUUUUCACUCUAGUGCAGACUGCGGAAUGCGGAUUGAAAUUUGAAAGAGAGACGGAGGGAAGCAGAUCAAUUGCCGGACCGGAUACUUCGGCAGAAAGUCAGUGCCGAUUGCAAACACUUCAUUUGAGGAAUUUGUGUUUGAUUAUCAUACAUUUAUUCCCACUAAUAACACCGAGAGAGAGAGAGAGAGAGAGAGAGAGAGAGAGAGAGGGAAAGGGACGAAAUUCAAGGAUUGCUUUACGAAGUGUCCCAUUUUGUUCAAGAAAAUUAAAAAAUAAGAAUAGCCGUUUGGUUGAGAUAGAAUUUUGCUUGUGAAAAUGGCAAGGCGAAGAGCCAAGAAAAGCGUUAAGAAAGUGGAGACGUCACCUGUGAAUGAUGAAAACGACGUCGUUGAAAAUGAGGCCCAAUUUGACAAAGAAGUUGAGCGACAGAGUGGUGCUAUUAGGGCUAUUCGUGAUGUGGAGAUUGAGCAUUUACUGACUGAAUUGCGUUUGCUUCGCUCAUAUUUCAGCGAGGAACAACUACAAACCCCCACAAUGCAAUUUUUUAAAGAAAAUCUUCCAAACCUUUCAGUUGUAGGAACUGAAGGAAACAAACAAUUUGAAGUUCAAUGGAAUGAUAAGGAAAGUAAGGUAUCCAUGAACCAUGCUGAUGAAAGAGACAUACAUUCUUCUCUUCUGCGCCAGUUGUCUAUGGUUUAUCCUGACUGCCCUGCUACUGUUGCAUCUUUGGGUGGCUUUGAGUUUUCUAGCAAAGCAGUGAAAACAAGCUAUCUAGGUGCUGGUAAUCUGCAAAUAAAUGACUUUGUUUUGGAGGAGCCAUCAGAAACUCAGAUACUCGGGAUGCAAGAUGGUCUUCAAACUCCUGGGGUGAGUAGCCAAAGGCUGUCUGUUGGAAUGACACCCAAAACAUUGAGGCUGCCUAAGCCUGGUGAGAUGCUUUUAUCCGUACAUGGCUCACCCCUUGGAGUCUACAAAGAAGACAAUAUGGAAGCCAUACAUGAGUCAGAAGAGGAUUGACUGGCUUCAAUUUUACCAUCAAUGUGGUUCAAAUAGAUGCAAAUACUUGCAGUUCCUAGUCCAUUAGAAUGUUUCUCUUUCACUGUACCAAUGACUAUUGUAAGCACUGAAAUUGUUCUUAUAUUAUAAUGCACUGUUACCUUUGCAAUGAUAUUCAAAUUAAGAAUACUUGAGCAUUUCUUAUUCGUAUUGGUCUGUGUAAUUCUUCUUCAUUUGCUCUAAUAAUCACAAUGGAACAAGCCUACUCCAAUCCACUGAUCA
Messenger RNA from Quercus lobata, 2009 nucleotides. Its product is annotated as translation initiation factor. Bases 1047 to 1748 code for a protein of 233 amino acids. The record is from RefSeq and is a predicted model, not a curated record. Lineage: Eukaryota; Viridiplantae; Streptophyta; Magnoliopsida; Fagales; Fagaceae. The transcript is spliced from 8 exons.